Molecule: messenger RNA, 1147 nt
Organism: Cantharellus anzutake
Lineage: Eukaryota; Fungi; Basidiomycota; Agaricomycetes; Cantharellales; Hydnaceae
Exons: 6
Coding region: 70-750 (226 amino acids)
Biological process (GO): cell wall biogenesis; (1->6)-beta-D-glucan biosynthetic process
Source: RefSeq, a predicted model, not a curated record
AAAUGCGAGCAUUCAUCUCUAUUCUUGCCCUCCUUGCCAUUGCGACCCAGCAGGCGUUUGCUGGACUCUAUGUUCAUCACUGCCCCUGUGGUUACUACUUCUUGCGCAGCUGGCCAGAAUUGCCCUCUUGCUUGGAAUGAUGAUGGCAAGCCACCCACUCUUAGCCAAAUAGGGGCGUGUAACGUUGGUUUGUUUGUGGGCUCUGUUUCGACGCAGUACUUACUUCAGAGCAUUUCUGCGGCUUUUGAUGUUUCCAAAGCCGGCACUUUAAACUUCUCCCCUGAUCCCAGUGUCGGUGCCAACUCCAACCAAUAUUUUAUCCGCUUCACGUCAAAUACUCUUAACUCGACUACUAACACUGGGUAUCCAUACCAGGCUUUCUCCGCUAAAUUCACUCUCACAGGGAUGACGGGCCAAUUUAACUCGACCGUUCAGCAGGUGAUGUCGGCCUCUGGUCCAUUGACCACUGCUCUCUCCACAUCCGGCGGUGUUCAGAGCACCGUUAGCGGGGCCUCGAUCACCUCCAGCGGCAACAGCUCCAAAGUGAUCACUAGCACCACUUCCAUCAAGGGCUCUUCCACUUCUUCGCCACCACCUCAUCAGCGUCUCAUAGUGGUGCUGCUGUCAAACUCGUCGCAGCAGCUGGCUCGUCAGCUGCCGCUAUUGCUUUGGUCAGCUCUCUUGUUGUCGUCGCGGUCUCUGGCUUCUUCACGGCUCUCUAAGUUGUUCCUAUCAAUCAUACGGACAUGACGGGAGGUUGUGAAUAAUGCGACAGCUAACGAAUACGAUGUGGUGGUGUGAUGAUGAAAGGCGUAUGGACUUCGUCGACCCUAUCUUAGCCCUGUUCUUGUUACCUUCCCUCUUUUAUUUUAUUCUGCCACUUCACUUCUAUUGGGUGUCAUAUUCUCUUAGAUAAAUCGCGGACAUCCCAAAGCCUACUCUUCGCAUUUGUCCGUCAGGCGCUUGUGCUUUUAUAUCCUUUCUUUUUUUCAACGGUCUUGAUGUCGCUUGCGUUAUCGGGAUAAUUAAUGGAGUUGCGUUGCAUUCUCAACUAAGAAUCCCGGAGGUUCAUUGGGCAGAUGAGAACUGGAAUCAAUUACAUCAAACAGCAUGUCCAGCUGUACAGCUCUUGUGUUCUUGUGAAUGA